AUGGGUGCAAAAAUUGUCAAACUGAUCAAUGAAGACUCUAGCCUCGAGGACGGCUCCGACUUUGACAGAGUGAGAGAUUUGGAGGAAGGAGAAGAAUCUUCAUCAUGGGAUUCCUCGAGUUCCAGUGGAGUCGAAGAGGUUUACGACAGUGAAAACUGCUCAUCGGAGUACAAGCCGAGUGGAGAGGAUCCGUAUUUUGUGGAGAAGAGAUUCAUCGCCGGGUCCAACCAAUAUUUCUACAAUAUUGUGAAGAGAAAAUAG
Molecule: messenger RNA, 261 nt
Organism: Caenorhabditis remanei
Lineage: Eukaryota; Metazoa; Nematoda; Chromadorea; Rhabditida; Rhabditidae
Exons: 2
Coding region: 1-261 (86 amino acids)
Source: RefSeq, a predicted model, not a curated record